AUGACCAUCACCUGCCAUUACCACCAACCACCACUCAUCACCACCACCGACCUCCACCAUCCACCCCCCACCACCACCCAUCACCACCUAUCACCACCACCCACCUUCAUCACCCAUAACCACCCCACCCAUCACCCACCAAAACCAACAUACACCAUCACCACCAACUGCCACCCACCCACCCACCACCACCACCUAUCACCUUCACUUGUUUCCACCACCUAUCACCUUCACUCGUUUCCACCACCUAUCACCACUACUCGUCACCGCCACCUACCACCCACCAUAAUCACCACCCUACAUGUCACCCCUAGCACCAUUCACCACCACCACCACCUACUACCUACCACCACCAAACAUCAUUACACACCACCUGUGAUUAUGUGUAUAUAA
This is a messenger RNA of Lactuca sativa (garden lettuce), 393 nucleotides long. Lineage: Eukaryota; Viridiplantae; Streptophyta; Magnoliopsida; Asterales; Asteraceae. The record is from RefSeq and is a predicted model, not a curated record.